GUUCGGCAAGUACUAGUUCGUACCUCUAAAGUUCAAUGGCUCACUCGGAGAACGAGGCUCUAAACCAAGUCCUUGCACUCGUCGAGGCUUUCAGAGCAUUCGACAGCGACGACGAUGGGCAAAUCACCAGCGCUGAGCUUGGCGGGAUCAUGAGGUCACUGGGCUACAAUGUCUCCGCACAAGAGGUCGAUGCGAUGAUGCGAGAGGCGGAUGCCAACAGGGACGGGCUGCUGAGCGUGGGCGAGUUCCUGGAGAUGAACACCAAGGAUAUGGAUCUCGGGGAGCUCGCGAGCUUCCUCGAGACCGCGACGAUCACUUCCCUGCAUGGCGUGGACAUAGACGUUGCCGUCGAUGUCGAGGACUUGAGGUUGAUAGUCCAGUCUCUCCUUCAGACGCAGGAAUGAGCUCUGGAAAAACCUGUGGAAGAAGCAAAUAGCCACGCGAGCUCAUUAGGGUAUAUCCUGGGCUUAGACGUUCAAGGGACAUGAGGGAAUAGCUCAAGGUGAAGUGUUGUAUGUGGUGAAUACUGAAUAGGUGAUGAUAAUAAUAACAUCCUUGAUGUCAAUGAUAAUGAAUAAUGGAUUUUAGGGUUA
Eucalyptus grandis is the source of this 593-nucleotide messenger RNA. Its product is annotated as probable calcium-binding protein CML29. The record is from RefSeq and is a predicted model, not a curated record. The transcript has a single exon. Gene Ontology annotation, molecular function: calcium ion binding; enzyme regulator activity. Lineage: Eukaryota; Viridiplantae; Streptophyta; Magnoliopsida; Myrtales; Myrtaceae. The coding region runs from base 36 to 404 and encodes 122 amino acids.